ACCACGAGGUGAUGCGCUUCGUCGGUAACGUGAGUCAGGACGAACAUUUCAAGUUGGUUCUCCAUGAUUCAUCUGGUUCCCUCCUGGUCGGCGGCAGGAACGUGAUAUACAACAUCAGCGUCACUGACCUUCAGGAGCAGAAUCAGAGGGUGGAGUGGCACCCCAACGCUGCCCAGAUGAAGUCGUGCUACAUGAAGGGGGGGUCGGAGGAGGUGUGUCAGAACUACAUUCGCAUUCUGACGGAGAAGUCGCCGGGGCAGUACCUCAUCUGCGGCACCAACGCUUACAACCCCAUGUGCAGGGACUUCAGACUCGCGGGAGGAGCUCUGGAGCGGGACAGGGAGUACCCGGGCCGUGGACUGUGUCCCUUCGACCCAUCCCACAACAGCACCGCCGUCUUUGCCGACGGUCAGCUGUACGUGGGCACCAUUGCGGAUUUCGCGGGGCUGGAGCCUCUAAUCUACCGUGAACCAUUACGAACUGAGCAAUAUGAUCUCUCCACCUUAAAUUCUCCUAACUUUGUAAGUUCUUUUGCUCUGGGGGAUUUUGUAUACUUCUUUUUCCGGGAGAUUGCUGUGGAGUACCUCAACUGUGGCAAGACCCUGUACUCAAGAGUGGCCCGGGUAUGUCGCCACGACAAGGGGGGACCUCACAAGUUUCGCAACAAAUGGACUUCCUACCUCAAGUCCAGACUCAACUGCUCCGUCUCCGGGGAUUUUCCUUUCUACUUCAAUGAGAUACAGGCAACAACAGAACCUGUUGAAGGGCGCUAUGGAGGCCAUGCCACAACUCUGCUCUAUGGUGUUUUUACUACCCCAGAAAAUUCCAUUCCUGGUUCUGCUGUGUGUGCAUUCACAUUCCAAGAUAUCAUGGACACUUUUGAAGGCCCCUUUAAGGGUCAGGCUUCUGUAAAUGCCAAUUGGUUGCCCGUUCAGGGAACAAAGGUUCCUGAGCCAAGGCCAGGUCAGUGUGUGAAAGAUUCAAGCACACUGCCAGAUGUCACGUUAAACUUCAUCAAAACUCAUUCACUCAUGGAUGAAGCAGUUCCAGCUUUCUUUGGACAGCCUAUAAUCAUCAGUACCAGCUUUCAUUAUAGUGGUCGUUUCACAUCUAUAGCAGUGGAUGCACAAGUUAGAACACCUGAUGGGAAGUCUUAUGAUGUUCUCUUCAUAGGCACAGAUGAUGGCAAAGUGAUAAAAGCUGUCAACACAAAAUCCGCAGACUCUUAUCAAGAAGUAGACCCAUUUAUUAUUGAGGAGAUUUCUGUAUUUCCCUCACAUAUUGCUGUUACUUCACUGCAAGUGAUCAAACCCAGAGGCAAGCCACCACGCUUGCUAGUUGGUUCACGCUCCAUGAUCCACUCCAUUUCUUUGAACCGUUGUUACACUGACAAGAGCGUAUCUUGCAGUGAAUGUGUUGCUUUGCAAGAUCCUUAUUGUGCCUGGGACAAGAAUAAUCACAAGUGCCGCAUGCUGGGAAUUGGGAAAGAGAUGAUCCAGAAUAUCAGUGAUGGUGUUCAUAGUGAUUGUGGAAAGCCAGAGAAGAAAACCCAUCUGCCAUCACACUCUGCCUCGGUUAAUCCUGGUGCAUCAGGCACUCCUGUUCCAAUUGCUGAUGAUGAUGAUUUAGAUCAUAAAGUGCCAAGCAGCCAGAGUGUUCCCUUGCAUUUCACAGCUGAAACGUUGGCCAUAGCUGUAGCAUCUGCAACCAUUGGUGCACUCAUCCUAGGGUUUAUUACUGGAUUUUUUUGCGGAAAAAAGUGCAAUAAGGAUGAAGACAACCAGUUGUAUGCUGAUACAGAUUAUGAGUAUUUUGAUCAAAGACAAAAUGCCAAUAGCCGGCUGACAGGUGAACUUCAAGAAGAGGUAACAUAUGCAGAGCCUGUUUUGGUUCCCCAGGCACUCAAUAAGCCAGUUAAUCUUGUGUUGAAUAUGUCUCCCAAGGCUACUUUAAAAACUCCUGGUUCAAACACUCCCGGAGGAAACAUGGGAUCUGUAGGUGCCCCCAUGGGACCAUCUCUAGGGCUUCCUACUACUGGCGUGUCAGCAGGACCCCAUGAUAUCCCCAUGCAUUACACACCAGAGUCAUACUCUACCCAUGGAACUCUGCGUUCAUCGGAGAAGUAUGGAACCAGGGGCCGUGAUCACCGGCCACGAGAUUAUGAUCAUAGGCUUGUUGAUGGAUACUCAACCACCCGUUCUGUCAAGAAGGUGUACCUGUGAGAUGCCUGCCCUUACAAUUCCCCAGCCCCCCUAUUAAGUACAGUACUCAAGUUCAGCUGUAUACCGAGAACUUGAGUCAUAGCCUCACCAUAGCUUUGCAUCUACUGGAAGUGCAUGGGUGGGCUGGCCAAGUGUGGGCAUGUGGGACAGACAGAAUUAAUGUGAGCUCUAAGAGUCCCAUACAGAGUCCUGUUCUAGUCCCCACUCGCCGCCAGUAUUAUGUACAUACCACCCUAGUGCCAAGAGACACUUCUACUCCUUCGAUAAAUCUCCCGUAAUCAAAGUAUUAUGUAGCUAGUGUCACAAAAAUCAAAUCAUCGAGUCACGAGACACUGCUGGCAAUACUCGAUGUGACGUUAGCAAGCAUGAGAAGAUGUAGGGUGUAAGAAGUGAUUUAGUUUAAAGUAGAAAAAAUAUUACAAUAAUACUAUGGAGAUUUAAAAACAAAGCAUUGACAUUAUUUGUAAAAUACAGUACUUUCUUGGUGGCCCUCAGUCAGUGAAGAAAAUGAAUAAAAGGGCUGACAGUCUCCUAUCAUAUUACCGUCUGAUUGCAUAACAAUGUAAUUUUACAAUCUUUUCAUUAAAAAUGAAUUGAUGUAAAUUUCUAGAAUUACAAGACAUGAUUUAAAUGUGUCUAAUACAAAUACAUACACAACAGUUUGACUUUUGCAAGAUGUGGAAUCCAUUUACGUUAUGUGAACAAGAGUGCGAUUAAUGGUGUUUGAUACAGAUAUGCAGAAGCAUUUUUGAUGAAAGUUGUAUACACACCAAAGCAUCAUACAAUAUAUCCUAGUUAGUGGUGUUUAUAAUACAGACAAAUUAAUUACUCAACCUGGCUAGGUAUGGGUUAAUGCAAAUAUCAGAGAAGACAUUUUCUGAUAAAAUUACUUAUCUGCACACAUGAAUUAUGUAGCCUGACUGGAGUUUGGUACCAGAUUAUAGGACCAUAGUGUGAAGUCCAGUAAUCAGGCAAGUUCAAUUUGUGCAUCUCAUGUAACUUGUAUAGGGCCUGUGAUAAGUGAUAUUGCUUGGACACUCGACAUCACAUUGUAUGUAAGGCAUUCUGAGGGGUUACUAACUCCUCUGCUCUUGUCUAGUAUAUAUGCUAUGUAUUAUAUCACCCAAUCCUACUGCUAUAUUCUCAUAGACAAUUUUGCUCGAAAUUCCUUCUGUCUCAGACUUCACUCUGAUAAAUUUUUAUUUAGACUGAAUGAUCUGUAUAUAGUGUACUCUUGUCCAUUGUAGAAGUAUUUAAUAAGUGAUUGGAUCAUCAAUAUUUUAGCCUUUGAUGAUAGUUCUCCAAGGCUAUUACUUCCAGCUGUAGAUUGGAAAGAAUUUAAUACAAAACAUAUUUAAGGUUAUUAAUUGUUGAUCUUUUCACAAUGAUGAACUGACAAGUCAUAUUUCCAACAGUACAUUGUGUCUGAUAAGGAAUGAAAUGGGUAAUUACAUGCAUAGUCUGAUACAGUUUUUCUCAGUAAUAAAGAAAUGAAAAAAUUGCACACUUUAGUGCUUUAAACAUUAAUUUUGACUGAAUAUUUAGCCUCAGAUACUAUGCUUUAUGUAUUACACAACUUCUGGGGGAUGAACUUUGUCUCCCCAAGCGUGUGUGUAAUUUUCCUGUGGAGUUAGUUCAUAUGAUUACUGCAGUAUGUUUUUUUUUUUUUUUUAAUUCAAUUAUCCUUUUAUGACAGUAUUGUUUCUACCUCUUGAAUUUUGAAGGAGGCACAUAAUGGGCACAAACUUUUGGUGCUUUAUAAUUUUGUACUUUUUUUCCCUCUUGACCUGAAUAUAGUGUUGCAAGUAUAUGUAUGUCAGUUUGGCUUGUGUUUCUUCCUGUGUACAUUAAUAAAAGAAGACAGAUCAUCUAUAAUGGAUCUUAUAUUUGCUGGAAAAGAUCAUUAUUAAUUCAUGGAGAAGUGCUAAGCCCAUUGGGGGUCACAUAUUGCCUGGGGAAUAGGAGGUGAUCAUAUUUGGUCUAUGGGGAUCAGACAAAAAGAAAUUUCCAAUAGACUAUGUCAAUGCAACAUAAUAGAAACAUGGAUUGUAGAUUACUUAAGAUAACAUAUAUAACCAAGCUAUUUAAAUGAAACAAAAGUAUGUGAACAGGAUAAAUAUGAUUAGAAAAGAGGAAAUUGUCAACCUGUGUAUAUGAUAUUGCUAUAAGAUAGUAGGGUACAAAGAUAGAGAGCAGAGAGGAAGGAGGAGUCACACUGCUCACCAAAAACCAGUGGGGACUUGAGGAAAUGGAAGGAAUAGAUAAAAUGGGUGUAAGGGACUACAUAGUAAGAAUAAUUCAGUAAUUGCAGUAAUGUACAACCUGCCACAGAAUACAGCAUUCCAACAUUAAAUUUUGAAGAUAUUAGAAAAAAUGGUUCAACAAUACAUGUUGGCAAAUAAAGGCAAGAAGACCCCUUGGAAUCAGAUUAUUACCAUUUAUUACAUCCAUGUGGAAAUGCUACACCAAUAAGGGUCAUACCACACCUGACAAGUCACAUGAGAAUACCUCCCAAUGCACAAACUUCCAUGCUCACAUGACCAUACUAGGAUAAUUAAGCUACAAAAAGGCAAUUUUAAGAGAAUAAAGCACAAAGACUAUAAUACCGUAGCAAUUUGUAACUUAUAAAUUGAGAAUUAGGUUAUGAAUAAUAUCUAUGAGACACUAUGCAAAGAUUAAACAUAAUGAUGAUACAGCAAUGAAAAGAUUUUGAGAUCAAAAGCAUAACUAUUCCUGCGAUGACAAAUAAACUAUGCAGUCCAAGAUGAUUCCUUGAAACUUUCACUUUAAGUUAAAAGUCAAGUGAUGAAGCUCACCCCAAAAAUCAUUAAAUUUUGAUACAUAAUGUCUGUGUUUAAUACUUUAUGAUCAAUACAAAUAUGAUACUAUACCAAUAUUGUAAAAAAAACGAAAAAAGCAAAUGUGCCUUUCAAUACUAAUGAGUACAUAAGCAUAUGCACACUCAGUGGUGUGCACCCCAUACUAUCAACAACAAUAUCCAAGGUCCGAGGCUCAACCAUUUUUUUAAGUAGUAAAUAUAAGACAGUGCCAAUUCAAAGGUAGAAGACAUAAGGAAACAAGGCAAGUACAUUUAAAAGGUGCCAGUAGGAACAGCAUAGCUGAUCAACCAGGCUUGCCAGAGGAAAUAAAGAAUUCUAUAAAGAUUGACAAUGGUGUACUUGACAUCAGUUUGAGAAUGAAGAAAAAAUAUAACUGCUUACAAGUGUACAAGAGUCAAAGGGAACAAACAAGAAAGCUUUUGGAGCAAACAGCAGCAAGUAAAACAAAAGCACUGUGUCUAGUAAAUACAGCAGUUGACAAAGUGAAAUGCACUGAAGAGAGGUUUUUAUGCAAAUACUGCUGCAAAAUUUAACAUUAUGAUAACAGUGACUCUGUGUGACUAUAAGUUGGUAAUUACAAAUCACACAGGCACAAAACUGACUGACAUAUGCACUUUCACACUAUUUUUACCUACCAUGUUGUAAUGGUAUUCUUUCAACAACAAUUUACUUAAUUUGUAAUAAUGUCAUUCCCAUGCAUACAAAGUUUCUCAUCCUAGGUCAAAGAAUGUAAGGCUUUAGAGGUACUGAUUAAAGAUUAAGAAAAGAUUUUUACAAGGCACAGUGGUAGAAGAGUUGCUGUACAGAAUCGCUUCAUGGUGGCAGUGUAGUGUGGGUGUUGCUUUGUGACUGUCAAGGUGAGAAAAACUGACAGGUAGAGUUUUGACAUGGAGCGAUCAACCCACCAAACUUCCUCAACACCAUCCUCUCCCAUUAAGAAACUCAGUUUUCUCUUCAAGUUAGUGCCGCCGGGAAUAAUGACUAAAGCACAGUAUUUUCCAAAAAAAUCUAAAUUAAUCAUGGUAAACUGAAAUAAUUAAGAGACAUAAAUGCCAUAAUACAACAGUACUUGCUUUAUGAAGAAUUUUUUUUUUCUUUUUGUAAUUCUAACAGCCUCACUGUGAUUUUGCUCAAGGCUAAAUCUCAUGAAAUAUAUUCCUGUACAGCAGCAAAACUACACACAAUCACGAGGGCAUUAUCAUCAGUAUCAUUUUAAGUGCAAAAUUUAGUGUGUUAACUUAAAAAUAUCUGGUAAAUGUAUAAAACAUCAGCUGAAAGGUUUAGUAGUAACUUCACACUUACUCAUAACUCUACUACUGUAAAUUUAGAAAAUGAAAUUUCAUUUGGAAAUGAUCACAACAAUUCAUGAUUUUCUAAAUAGGAGCAUCAUUAUUAAAUUUCAAUUAAGAAAAUACCUGCAAUUUAGAAUUUACCAUAUACUGUACAGCAACAUAGUAUGGCUCUCAAAAUUUUUUAAUUCAAAAUCUCUGAAAUUCUGAAUUUUGAAGAGAUCAAAAAUUCUAAAUACCUGUAUCAAGGAAAAUCUCUUAAUUUGGAUUUUUUUAAUAAGAGGCAUUUAAUUAUUAUUAUUUAGAAUAUAUAAAAUUUGGAUCUAGGUAUACAGUAUAGUAUAAUAUUGUGAAUAUGAGAUAUUGCAGUAUGUAUGGUCAAAAGCAAAAUUUAUAACUGGACAUAUAUGAGAAAAGAUUAUUGAGUGGUAUACAGAAAUUAUGAAUACUUUGAGCAAAAAUGUUUAAAUUCAUAAGUAUUAAGUAAUUUUUGUCAAUUUUAAUGUUGAAUUUCAGUAAUUAGACAUAAUUACAUUACAGGACAGUCUACAAUCUGUCAAAUCUUUAAGAUUCACUGACCAUUCCAAUAAUCAAAAGCAUAUCAUUGAAGAAUGCUGGUUGUGUAUAAUCUUGAUAUUAAAUAUACAAUUGCAUAGUGACAGUUUUGAAAAAUAAAAAUAAUACAUAUUAGUGAGUACAGUUAGUUAACAUGUCUCACACUUGACAGAUGGGGGAUCGAGCCUCCACCACUCCUUAUGCUGAAUGACCCACAUGGGUUUAGUGCUUCACAUGAAUAAUAACCUAAUAAUAAUUCACCUUUCAUUUUAAGAUGUACAAGAUGAUCUCGUAUGAUUAUUCUUUUUUGUGUAGUAACACUGCAUCUACAGUAUUAUGCUGCUUAAAUAUUCAUAUAAAGCAUUUUACUUUAAUACUGUUAUAUUCAUGAAAAGUGCUAAACCCAUGGUUUGCUGUAAUAACCUCCAGUGACUGCAGUAUUCAAAAUCAUAAUGGACUAUACUCAAUUAUAUUAGGAAUGCAUGUAAUUAAAUUAUCUUAUUUGCAUAUUGCUUCUAUAAGGAUUUUUAAUUUUAUUAAAUAUGUGCUCUAUAUUCAGGGACUUAUGAGUAAAUAAAUAUAAAACCAAGACUACAGUCUUGGAAGAGCCACUAUUCUCCCCAUUGAUGGGAGCCCGGCGGUAUCACAGGCACAUCUCCCUCCCUUGGUAAAAGCUUCCCGUGCCCCUCCCCUGCGCCCUGCGCAGCAACACACCAUCAUUGUUAUAAUAAAAUGUGCAUUUACAAA
Molecule: messenger RNA, 7653 nt
Organism: Cherax quadricarinatus
Lineage: Eukaryota; Metazoa; Arthropoda; Malacostraca; Decapoda; Parastacidae
Source: RefSeq, a predicted model, not a curated record